Messenger RNA from Sorex fumeus (smoky shrew), 707 nucleotides. RefSeq names its product copper metabolism domain containing 1 (gene COMMD1). Lineage: Eukaryota; Metazoa; Chordata; Mammalia; Eulipotyphla; Soricidae. Bases 29 to 595 code for a protein of 188 amino acids. Gene Ontology annotation, biological process: negative regulation of sodium ion transmembrane transport; regulation of proteasomal ubiquitin-dependent protein catabolic process; copper ion homeostasis. The record is from RefSeq and is a predicted model, not a curated record. The transcript is spliced from 3 exons. Gene Ontology annotation, cellular component: endosome.
GGGGGGCGGGGCCGCUCCCGGGUUAAGGAUGGCUGGCGAGCUCGAGCGCUCCAAGCCUCUGAUCGGGCUGCUCAGCGGGCUGGCCCAGGACACUUUCCAUGGGGCCACGGGCGUCACCGAGGAGCUGCUGCGGACGCAGCUCUAUCCCGAGGUGUCUCCGGAGGAGUUCCGUCCCUUUCUGGCGAAGAUGAGGGGGAUUCUUAAGUCGAUUGCAUCAGCAGAUAUGGAUUUUAACCAGCUGGAGACAUUCCUGACCGCUCAAACCAAAAAGCAAGGUGGGAUCACAUCUGAACAAGCUGCUCUCAUCUCCAAAUUCUGGAGGAACCAAAAGGGAAGAAUCCGAGAGAGUCUCAUGAACCAGAGUUGCUGGGAUAAUAGGCUUCGGGGUCUGAGCUGGAGAGUGGAUAACAAAUCACAAUCAAGGCAUUCAGCUCAAAUACACACACCUGUUGCCAUCAUGGAACUGGAAUUUGGCAAAAGCGGACAGAAAUCAGAAUUUCUGUAUUUGGAAAUGGAUGAAGUCAAGGUCAACCAAGUCUUGAAGAAGCUCUCUGAGGUAGAAGAAAGUAUCAACACACUGAUGCAGACAGCCUAACUGAAGAUGAAACUGCUGAGGCAAAGGUGUUCCUGACCCAUCCCCACUGAUUUGUUUAAGAAAACUAAAGCUUAUUUUCCAGUUUGUAUUAAAUCCUCAAAUUCAAAUCAUG